Molecule: messenger RNA, 4572 nt
Organism: Solea solea (common sole)
Lineage: Eukaryota; Metazoa; Chordata; Actinopteri; Pleuronectiformes; Soleidae
Gene: kif16bb
Product: kinesin family member 16Bb
Exons: 20
Coding region: 38-4306 (1422 amino acids)
Biological process (GO): microtubule-based movement
Molecular function (GO): microtubule binding; microtubule motor activity; ATP binding
Source: RefSeq, a predicted model, not a curated record
GGCUGUUGGAUGUGUCCUCUCUGAUUCUGUGUUAACUAUGGCCUCUGUGAGAGUAGCUGUUCGAGUCCGCCCGGUGAACAAAAGAGAAAAGCAGCUGUCGUCCAUGGGCAUAAUUCAUGUGAAUGGGAGCACCACAACCAUUCAAAAGCCCUCACAUGUUCGAGGGGAGCAGUUAAAAGAGGGAGUGAAGGCCUUUUCAUUUGACUUUGCAUAUGAUUCAACUGACAAACAAAGCCCCACAUAUGCAACUCAAGAGAAGAUUUUUCUUGACUUGGGCUCUGAUGUAUUGAAAGCUGCAUUUGAAGGCUUCAAUGCCUGUCUGUUUGCAUAUGGUCAAACUGGCUCUGGAAAAUCAUUCACCAUGAUGGGCCACAACGAAGAUAAAGGUUUGAUCCCACGGAUCUGUGAAGGCUUGUUCAAGGAGAUAUCUCACAGAAGCAAGAGUGAUUCUGUGUCAUUUCGUACAGAGGUCAGCUAUUUAGAGAUCUAUAACGAACGCGUGCAGGACCUUCUCAAGAAGAGAACGACUUCACCAAAGAGUGGAGGAUUGAGGGUGAGGGAGCACCCGAGAGACGGGCCCUAUGUUGAGAAUCUGAUGAAACGCUUGAUACAUAACUACAGCGACAUGGAGGACUUGAUCACGAUCGGCAAUGCCAACCGCACAACGGCCUGUACGAGCAUGAAUGACCUCAGCAGCCGCUCUCAUGCCAUCUUUACCAUCCACUUCACGCAGGCUUGCUUUGACUCGGAUAUGCCACGCGAGACGUUGAGUAAGAUCCACCUGGUGGACCUGGCAGGCAGUGAGAGAGCGGAUGCCACACAGACCACAGGCACCAGGCUGAAGGAAGGUGCCAACAUCAACAAAUCCCUGGUCACUCUGAGCAGUGUGAUCUCAGCGCUGGCUGACCUUAACAUAGGAGGACAGUCGACAAAAAUGAAGCAGGUCUUCAUUCCUUACAGAGACUCUGUGCUGACAUGGCUACUUAAAGACAGCCUGGGUGGAAACUCUAUAACGACCAUGAUAGCAACAGUUUCUCCUGCUCAUGUGAACUACGGGGAGACACUGAGCACUCUGCGCUACGCCAGCCGAGCUAAAAACAUCGUGAACUCUCCAACAGUGAAUGAGGACGACAACGUGAAGGUUAUCCGAGAGCUGCAGGCUGAGGUUACAAGGCUCCACAGGCUACUAGAAGAAGCUAAUCAGGUCAAGAGUGGCGAGCCGUCUUCCCCUGUGAAAGUAGCAGAGGAGCUGCAUCAGAACGAGGCAAAGGUUCUUGCAUUGACCAAGGAAUGGACCAGCAAAUGGAGUGAAACUCAGAAUAUUCUGCAGGGAGAGGCUGUGGUUCUGAGGAAGGAGGGAAGUAGAGUGAUUCUGGACUGCCAGUUACCUCAUCUAAUAGGCAUUGAGAAAGAUCUACUUGGCAGUGGCAUCAUUCUCUAUUAUUUGAAAGAGGGGAGAUCACGGGUUGGGAGUGACAAAGCAUCAUGCAGUCAGGAUAUUGUGCUUCAUGGGCCCGGGCUCCUCAGUGAACAUUGUGUGCUUGAGAACCACGCUGAUGCCGUGACUCUGAUCCCUCAGGACGGCGCACUGUGUUCAGUCAAUGGCUCUGUGGUCACCAGCCCCUGCCAGCUGACUCAGGGUAGCAUCAUGCAGCUUGGACAUGGAACCAUACUGAGGUUUAAUCACCCAAGUGAAGCUGCUCAGCUCCGAGAGAAACGCCAGAGCGGGCUGCUGUCUGACUUCAGCUUGUCAUUGACUGACCUGUCCAAAUCGACCGAGAAUCUGUCCAAGGUGAUGCUGCAAAACCCAGGGGGGAUGGAAAAGAAAGAGAGGCUCAACCAUCAGGAGGUGGUGUGGCAGCAGGUCCAAAAAAGCUUGAACAAACGCAAUCAGGACAUCAAAAGACUUCCAGAGCAAAACAAUGAGGUUACCCAACAACAGAGAGAAGAGGAGAUGAAGGGGCCAGAGAUGGAAGAGACUGGUAAUGAUCUGAUAGAUACGCUGGCCGCAGAGAUGGAGAAGUCCAAAGUGCCAAGCAGCUCUACCACAACAGAGAAGCUCAUUACUCCAGCCAAACUUGGAAAACCCCUUGUCCCUCAUGCUGAUAUUGAGUUAGAUGGAGACAAAAUACAGGGUGGAGUAAGCACUAGGGGAGGCCACAAUCAGGAGAGGGACUUGUGUCAUAAAUCAAGGCCAGGGCUGAUGUCUGAAAGGCCGUGGAGAAAAGCUCAGACUGGGCUUGGAGUUUCAAGUUAUCAGGGAGAGGUUUGGUCAGGGGAUGCCAGCCUCCAGCAGACAACUGUCCUGGGCCUGGGUGAUGGAUGUGGCAUGAAGCCAGAUGGGAAUGCUAACGAGAUCCAAGAUUUUGUAGCCGACUGCUACGAGAGGAGACUCAGCUCUGGUGGGAGCUCAUUAGGCAGUAUGUCCCACCUGCAGAGUAGGAGAAGAACUACCUCCACGUCUGUCCUCCCACAGACCAACACUCACUCUCAGAUGGACAAAAAGCCUCAAAGCCGUCAGGUGCCCUCCCAUCCACCAGAGCAAACAAUCUUCGAGGGGCAGUUCUGCAAUGGACAAAUUGAUGAAUUUGGACCUUUGGAGGAGAUCCCAGGAGUGUGUUUGACGGAGAUGGAAGCAGCCACCGUGCAAAGCUCAGGACUGGGCUCUUUGGUUAGCAGGGUCUCAUGGAUGGUCCAGGAUGCAAGACGUCUCCUCUGGAGCUCUCGCUCAGUAUUGCAGCAGAUCCGGGAAGAGGGACUACAGCAUUUUGGAGCCCGGCAUGUCACGUCUCUGGUCAAGAAAAAUCAUGUAAUGUCUCUUGUGAACAGCCAGGUCCUCUCCAUGGUGAAAGGGAGCUUUGUCUUCUCUUUGUGCAAGGAUAGUCACAUUUUUGCCAUAAUGAAAGACCUUCCGCUUAUACAGCACAUUCACAUGGAGAUAACUGAACUACUUCAGCCUGAGGUGGCAGAUGAGAUUAUUCACGGCUGCAUUAAUCCUGAUAACACACGACCCCUGGUCCUAACACCAAUGGAAACUUUAGGCAAAGUAGAGGAAUUCCCAGAUGAUGAUGAUGAUGAUGAUGACGAUUUAGAAAUCUCAGAAAAUAUUUGGAAAAGGAGCAAGGACAUUGUGGAUCUGCCGAAAGUGCAAAGCAUAUCUUUCAUAGAUGUAAAACAAGAUGAACUGAUCACAGACCAAAGGGUUACUCGUGUGUAUAAAGUCGGAGAUCAGGGUUUCAAGAACUCGAGGACGGUGGUGAACACAAUGGAUGUCCAAAUCUUCAGUCAAAUCUUGAUAACAUUUCCUGACUCCCUUUCAAAUCUACAGACUCUUCCAUUGCAAGAUGUUAUAAAUGUUUUGAACUCUACCAUCACCACCACAGUCAUCACCUCUCAGAAGAUUUUAGCUCUCUUUUGGCUGAACGUGGCUAAAUGUAGCCAACCUCGUCCCCGUCCUGCCCUCCUGAUCCUGACAGAGAAGGGCCUCUACACACUGACCACUGACUUUGGGCCCCUGGUUCUGUUCAGUCAUCUCCCAUUGCUGCAGCUGAAGGAGGUGCAGAUAGGCUUAGCAGGCCAGAGUCUGCGUUUGAUGGGCACUACAGAGGAGAGCAUCUUGGGUGUCUACACUCACAGCCAGAAGCUUACCAGGGAGCUGUGCCGGGUCUUACUUGGUGCCAUCUGCCCCAGAGAUAACAGGGUCUCUCAGCAUCCACUGCUCCAUGGAGAUUUGAUGAGGAUGUCUCUAGACUGCAAGGUUCAUGUUCCUGACCUGCUGAUGGAUGCUAAAUUUAGGGUUUGCUGCCAGUUUCAGAAGAGACGAGCUGAUCUGAUUUACCUCCUUCAUUGCAACAUGGACCAACCUGCAGUUGCGCUGGGACAGGUACAGCUCCUACUGUACGUAAGUGUAGGGGUGUGCAUCAGUCCCACUAUGCAUGGUAAGGAACUUGCCCAGCUUUUUCUUACCGAUACCUAUCUUGGUCUGGUGCAGGAAGAUGCCGUCUUUCAUCCGACUGCAGGCUGUGUCACAACGCAGCCCUACCGUCCCCCAUUCCAUAACUUAACUCUUCGUCAGCGCUCACAUGUGCGCUGCAUGCUUCUGCACGAUGAAGACGAGCACGGAGUUGUCAGACUGGAUGUAAUCCUGGGAAAUGUGAGGGGCAUGGGUCACCCUGAAAGCAUGACAGAGGCAGCUACCCCUCCUGCACAAGCCUUUAACUCAUGUCUGUGUGUAGAAAUGUGGAAAUUAACUUUCAGUUGCUCCACUGAGGCUGCCUGCCUGAUUAAUCACUUGUCAAAUAUCUGAUCAAGGACUGAACAGCCACGAAUGAACAGCCCAGCUUGAAAACUCACUCACUGAGGGGGCUGUGGAAAAACUGCCUCCCUACAGACUGUUCAAAUGACAGCUUCACUGAUAACAAAGCCAACUAUGACCUACUUUGAAGUUUCACUGUUUAUUUGUUUCUCUGUUCUUGUCAUUUUCAUAUUAAAGUACAAAUAUUUUAGUUUGUUUUGCAAAAAUAAAUAAACAGAUGGUUAUGUCUCGUGUUUUAAAUAGAAGGGUCAGCAAAC